Molecule: messenger RNA, 498 nt
Organism: Meloidogyne enterolobii
Lineage: Eukaryota; Metazoa; Nematoda; Chromadorea; Rhabditida; Meloidogynidae
Source: the annotation of a GenBank genome assembly
UUGGAAUUAAAUUUAUUUUUACCAGAAUAUUCGACAGAAACAAACUUUCUUUAUUUAAUUUUGAAGAUAAUGAUAAGAUUUAUUCUGAUUCAGAAUCGUGCAGGAAAAACUAGGCUAGCGAAAUGGUACAUGCAUUUUGAUGAUGACGAAAAGCAAAAAUUGAUUGAAGAAGUACAUGCAGUAGUUACCGUUCGUGAUGCAAAGCACACAAAUUUUGUUGAGUUUCGCAAUUUCAAAAUUGUUUAUCGGAGGUAUGCCGGACUUUAUUUUUGUAUUUGUGUUGACAUAAUGGACAACAAUUUGUAUUACCUCGAAGCAAUACACAAUUUUGUGGAGGUCCUUAAUGAGUACUUUCACAAUGUUUGCGAGCUCGAUCUUGUCUUUAAUUUUUAUAAGGUAUAUUCGGUUGUGGACGAGAUGUUUCUGGCAGGAGAGAUCCGGGAGACGUCACAAACAAAGGUACUGAAACAGCUAAUGAUGCUUAGCUCCUUAGAAUGA